This is a messenger RNA of Hydra vulgaris (swiftwater hydra), 2349 nucleotides long. The record is from RefSeq and is a predicted model, not a curated record. Lineage: Eukaryota; Metazoa; Cnidaria; Hydrozoa; Anthoathecata; Hydridae.
AUGUUUUCAAACAAGCGUAAAACACGAAAUUGCACAAAAAGCAAGUUUGGUGGAAGUCCUAACCCUCUUGCAAAUACAGAACCACCCACAAACAGCGUAAUUGUAAAACUUAUAGCUGAAAAAAUAAUCAUGAUAUGGAAAAAAGUUAACACUCGACUACCAUUAAUGUCCACUUAUUGUGAAGAAAAUAAAGUCGGAGUACUUCUAAACAUAUCUAGGUUAAUUAACCGAAGUAAAUGCAAAGUAUUAACAGAAAAAAACACUACUAAAAAAUUGGAUAGGCUUUUUGAUAUCAGUUCCUGCACAUGUGAUCUUAAAGUUGUUCUUUGUGAUGAUAAAAAUAUAAAAUGUAGUCAAGAUAAUUGUCCUGAUACUCAUAUUUUAUGCACAUAUAGUCCAGAUAAAAAAAUUCCUGUAAAAGAAAGGUUAUAUUUGAAAGACCAGAGAGAAAAGUCAGGUCCAAAAGGAUCAUUUCAACUUGGCUCAGUAGAUCGUGAAUGGUCUAGAAAAGAAUCUUUAAAGAAACAUAAAACUGAAUAUAAAAAUCUGGAAGAAUCAUUACAAGAAGAAAAAUUUAAUUUACUUCCAGAAAUAGUAUUACCAGAAUCUGAUUCAGAACCUGUCAUUUCUAGCUCUAGUGAGAUAUGGAAGCCUGAAAGAAAUCCAUCGGGAAUUUACAAUCUUUGGAAGUUUCUAAAGUUUGCUAUUGAAUUGAUCAGGAACGAUAUAGGAAGUUUGAUUGGAGCUGCAUUAGGAAAUGCUCUUAUGCUCGAUCUAUCAGGACUGUUUAAUGAUCCAGCAAUAAUAUCAACUUUAGUUUUAGACAAAUCCAAAAUAGACAGACAAAAAAAGUCAGUUAAAGUAUUGUCAGACUUAAAAUCUGUUGAAAAUAACAGAGAGUUUAUUUGCCUUGGUGUUGAUGGUAAAAUUGAUAAUGAAACUUUAGUUAUAAGAGAAAUAAAAAAAGAAGAUGGUGAGGUUGUGUUAAAGAGAUCAACAGAAAAAGAACAUCACAUGACUGUGAUUAAAGAACUUCUCUCUAACCUUUACAGUGGGGAGUAUCUUACUCACAAAGUUUUACCUCUUGUUGGAGCAACAGGAAAAAAGCAAGCUUAGUGUUAAUAUGAAGUUCUUGAAGAGUAUGAUUCUUUAAACACUUUAAAAGCAGUUUUGGUAGACAAUACUUCAACAAACACAGGUCAUAAAGCAGGAAUGGUUGUGGAGUUAGAGAAAAAACUUGGAAGAAAAAUUCAGACUAUAGGCUGCAAUCAGAAUGAGCUUCAUUUUAGAUCUUUGUUUAAAAAAAUUGAUGGAGCAACAAAUUCACCAAACCAUUUUGCUGGACCAAUAGGUAAAAUGGCAAAUAUCAAUAAUGAGCUUAAAUUAGUUGUUAAUUUUAGUGUUAUUAAGUCUUCAAUUAUUAUUUUAGAAAAAGAAAUUUUAGACUUUAAGUAGUGACCAAAGGCUUUUAUAUGAAUAUUGCAUUGGAAUUGCCACUGGAAAUAUGAGUGUUAAAUAUCCAAGUUGGAAAAUUAGUCCGCUUAAUCAUUCUCGUUGGUUAACAUUGGCAAUCCGGUUGAUGUCUUUAUAUGUCAGAGUAGUAGUUCCUGAUUCUGAACUAAUUAUUUUGGUAACUUAUGUUGUCCAAGUUUAUGUUCCUACAUGGUUCCUCCAUAAAAAGAGCAAUAAGUUACACGAAGCUCCAUCAAUUAUACAUUUUAUGAUUAACCAAAUCAAGCUCCAAGGAAAAGAGGUGCAAGAUAUUUGCUUAGCAAACUUAAGGUUCAUUUCCUUUUUCUUACUUCCUGAUAAUAUUUUGUACUCGAUGUUAAAGUCAGAAGAAGUAUAUAUAAGAUCAAAAGCAGUUCAGAGAUUUCUUGAUAUUAGAAAUCGUAAAAAAGAUGGCCAAGCUAUAAGCAGAAUCAAUAAAAUUCCAGAAGUUAACAUUGAUGCUCAUAUAUGGUAUAAGCUCAUAAAUAUUUUUGAUGAAGACAUAGAUGAACCAGCAACAACUCAUAAUUUUACUAAUGAAGAGAUUGCAGAAAAGUUGUCGUCUGGAGAAAAAAUUGACCUCCCAGAUCUUCCUUCACAUUCACAGAGUGUUGAGAGAUCUGUACAACUUGUUUCCAUGGCUUCUCAUACUGUUUUUGGAAAGGAAGCACGUCAUAAGCAUAUUUUAGCAAAAAUUUUAAGCUGAAAGCAUAUAAAGAGUUUUGUCUAAAUGUUACUAUGGUGAGACAUAUGAUGAUAUUUUUUGAUAAUUUAAAAACUAAUUUAUUGCUACUUGUGUAUGUAAAAAAAAAAUUUAACAAAAAUGUAUAAUAAUUUUCGAGUUAGUCAUUUCCUCGC